This is a messenger RNA of Magallana angulata, 3507 nucleotides long. Its product is annotated as exostosin-2-like. The transcript is spliced from 10 exons. Gene Ontology annotation, cellular component: membrane. The record is from RefSeq and is a predicted model, not a curated record. Lineage: Eukaryota; Metazoa; Mollusca; Bivalvia; Ostreida; Ostreidae. Gene Ontology annotation, molecular function: glycosyltransferase activity. The coding region runs from base 143 to 2239 and encodes 698 amino acids.
AAUUUCAAAAUUAGAUGGAUUUUUUUAAAAAAAUUUGUUAGGCUGAUUGUUUUUGUUUGUGAUGAUUCCACUUUCACCAUCACAAAGACCGAUUAAACGGAGUAACUUAUGAUUCAACAAUCAGUGAGUUUCUACAGAAACAAUGGCGGUACGACUCCGUGUGUCGUUGAUGCUGCUGUUUGGGCUGGCCGGAGGGAUAGUUACUUUCUACUUCAUAUAUCAUGUUAAUUCAGCCAAAUCUCAGGAAGAGGAUGGAACAGUUAGACACUCAUUCAAAAGAUCGCUAGGGCGAGAGACUGUAAAUUUACAGAAUCUUGACAGUAAGCCCACUCCACAGAAUUCCAAGUGCACCUACCAUUCCUGUGUAGACGUCUUCCAUUGUGGUUAUAAUGACAGGACUAGAAUUAGUGUGUACGUGUACCCAGUCGUUGAAUACAUUGACGAGAAUGGCAGUCAGGCAUCUCCUGUUCUGUCGAGAGAGUUCAAUGAGGUUUUGGAGGCAAUCUCAGAUAGUCCAUACUACACAAACAACCCUGAAACAGCCUGUCUCUUUGCACCAAGUUUUGAUGUCCUGAAUCAAAAUAAUGUGAGAACAAAAGCUCUUGGCAAGCUCUAUUCCUUGCUUCAAUGGUGGAAUGAUGGAGCAAAUCACCUGAUAUUCAACAUGUUGCCUGGUGAACUUCCGGACUACAAAACAACACUGGAGGUAGACACCGGCAAGGCGAUGAUCGCUGGAGGGGGGUUCUCUACCUGGACCUACAGGAGAGGCUUUGAUGUGUCCAUCCCUGUCUUUAAUCCAUUCUUAGAGAAUGCAUACUUACAGCCCAAAUCUAAUUUAGAGUCUAGAAAAUGGCUACUGGUAUCGGCUCAGGUAGGUCUUCAUAGCGAGUACAAAGAGGUCAUGUUUGAGGUAGCAGCCUCCGAGAAGCGGUUCCUCAUCAUGGAUAAAUGUACUGAAGGCAAAAACUGGGAUUUUAAGAAGCGGUGCCAAGGAACAGUGGAGUACACUUAUCCUGAUAUACUCCAGGACAGCAAGUUUUGUAUGGUACUGCGGAGUGCACGCCUCGGACAUACUGCCCUCAGCGACGCUCUCAGGACCGGCUGUAUCCCCGUCAUUGUAGCCGAUGGUUAUGUCCUACCCUUCUCUGAAGUACUGGACUGGAAAAGAGCGGCAGUGGUUAUCAGAGAGGAGAACUUGAAAGACGUAGUGGAAGUCCUGAAGUCCUACAGUAUGGAGAGGAUCUACCAGAUGAGGAGACAGGCACGCUUCUUCUGGGAAAACUACUUCCACUCAAUCAAGGCCAUCACUGAGACGACGCUCCAGAUCAUCAACGACCGGGUGUUCCCUUACGUGGCAAAGAAAUACGAAGAGUGGAACGAGAUUCCAAACCCAAAAGCUGUGUGGAAUCCCAUGUUCCUCCCUCUGAUCCCGCCCAGUUCCCAGGGAUUCACUGCCGUGGUCCUGACCUUCAACCGUCCGGAGUCCCUAUUCCAGGUCAUCUCCAAGCUCUCCCUGGUCCAGAGUCUCUCCAAAAUUGUGGUCAUCUGGAAUAACCAGGCUAAACCUCCGCCACCUAUGACAGCUUGGCCUCUGAUUCCCAAACCUUUGAAGAUCAUCCAGACACAGAAAAACAAACUUAGCAACAGGUUCUUUCCAUACCAUGAAAUCCAGACGGAGUGUAUACUUGCCAUUGAUGACGACAUCACAAUGUUAACGUCAGACGAACUAGAAUUUGGAUACCAGGUGUGGCGGGAGUUUCCGGACAGAUUGGUUGGGUUUCCGUCUAGAGUUCACCUGUAUGGAAAUGAGUCCAACAAGUUUAAGUACGAGUCGGAGUGGAAGAAUAAUAUUUCCAUGGUACUGACAGGAGCUGCCUUCCAUCACAAGUAUUACAGUUACCUGUACACCUACAACAUGCCUGGUCACAUCAGACAGUGGGUCGAUGACAACAUGAACUGCGAGGACAUUGCCAUGAACUUCCUCAUCUCCAACGUGACCGGUAAGGGUCCCAUCAAGGUGACCCCGCGCAAGAAGUUCAAGUGUCCAGAGUGCACCAAUAGCGAGAUGCUGUCCUCAGACACCCUCCACAUGGUCGAGAGGUCGGAGUGUGUCAAUAACUUUGUCCGGGCCUAUCGGUCCAUGCCUCUCAAGGGCGUGGAAUUCCGGGCGGACCCAGUGCUUUAUAAGGACGACGUGCCCAAUGUUGUAAAGAUGUACACGGAGGUCGGGAGUCUGUGAUUUUUUUUCUCUCGUUAACCUCAUUGUUGCUUAUCUGCCUAGUUAUUUUAUUUUCAUAUUGCAAGUAUUGUUUUCAGGUGUUUCACUUUUUGUUUUAAAUAAAAAUCCAGAUAUUAGGAAAGCUAGAAAUGCCUUUUUAAAAAUUUGAACAUGUACUGCAUGUUAUGUCAUUUAAUGAACAUUUAAAAUUGUUUUUAGCUGUUCUUUUACAUGAACUACAAGUACUUGUAUUUGAGAUAAUUUUGCAUGUAAUAAUUGAAAGCUACUUCAGUAUUUGUGUUUUUAAAACAAUUUCAUAGGGUUUUUUCCGACAUUUGUAUACUGGGUAUUCCUCUAUGGUUUAACUUUUUUGAUAGUUUUUUUUUUUUUUUUAAAUUACCGUAGAUUAUUCAAUGAGGGAUAGAAAAGAAAUGAUUAAAGCACUUGCAGUUAUACUGCAUCAGUCCAUUUUAUUUUGAAAUGUAUUUCAAUGAUUUAAACACAAAUUUCAUCUUCUUGGAUAUUUCUGUAGAUACCUUUAUGAAAUAUGUGUACCCAUGUAUUAGAAAAAAUAAGAAUACAGUAUGGUGCCAAGUUUAUGGAGAUAUACAAUCAUGCAUUUGAUUUUACAUGACUGUUUUGUUGAAUUUGUUAAAAAUUUUGUAAAAUAAAUGUACAUACAAUGAAGCAUGCUUUUAUAUAGUUUAUGUAGAACCUCUAUUUAAAUGGUAUAGGUUGUUCUUUUAUUUCGACUACAUGUACACUGUACAUGUACCUUUUUAUUAAUGCAUAAUAUAAUUACAUGUAAUAGUGUAUUUAUGUCCUAAGACAGUGCUUUAAUUAAGAUAACAUUAGUUCACUUUUGAAUUAUCAGUACUGCAAACCAACUUUUACGCCGGGCAACUUUAAUUUUCAAUUAUUCAGUGAUUCACUGGUUUAAUUGAAGCAAAUUAUUUUCAUGACAGGGCCUUGAGUAGGUAAACUUUAACAUUGACAAUAACUAAUUUAAGAUUGCUACCUGGCUAGAAAUAUUGGUGAUUUAUCGAGGCUUUGAUCAGAUUGAUAAGGAACAAGAUGAGAUUUUAUUGCUAUUCAAAUCAUUCUUUCCAUUCCCUUCCAUACUUAAUUUGUGUUCAAGAAAAAUAUGUUUUGUGUGUAAAAUGUACAUGUAUCAAUACCGAUUAUGGAAUUCAUUGAACUUGUAGAUGGGAUAUGAAUACCAUUAACAUGUAUUAACUGAUCAUCUGCAUUGUUGUGUUGAUCCAUUUAUUAAAUGAAAAUUCUCUCAA